Schistocerca piceifrons (Central American locust) is the source of this 1047-nucleotide messenger RNA. Its product is annotated as protein charybde-like. Bases 37 to 585 code for a protein of 182 amino acids. Gene Ontology annotation, cellular component: cytoplasm. The record is from RefSeq and is a predicted model, not a curated record. The transcript has 4 exons. Lineage: Eukaryota; Metazoa; Arthropoda; Insecta; Orthoptera; Acrididae. Gene Ontology annotation, biological process: regulation of TOR signaling; apoptotic process; negative regulation of signal transduction.
GGCUGGUAUUAGUCGCGCGCCGGUUGUGAAAAGAACAUGGUGAAGAUUCGCAUCGCUCCUCCGUCGCCUUCCGGGAAAAUGACAGAAGUCCUCCCGUGUCCACUGUCCGUCGAUUUUUCGUGUUUCUACGACGGUGAAAAAGAACUCGCCCUGGAAAUGGACGCAGUGUGUGCGAAAGCGCGCGACGCCCUGGCGAAGCGUCUGGAGUCUGAGCUGCGCGCCCCCCACGCCGGCAGAUUCCGGUUCGCGCUGCCGCCGACGCUCCUUAGCGACGUCGCCGAUACUGUUCUACAACUCGCCAGCGCCGAGCCCUACGGCAUCCGGGGCUGUAGGCUGCACGUGGACCUGGAGACGGGCAAGCAGGCCGGAGCAGAUCAGAACCAGCAGCGACUGCGGCUAGUGACAUUCAAGUGUGCGCCCGACACGGUCUCCACGUUCGAAGUGUUCGUCACCCUGCGACAGGAGACCUCGUGGAAAGUCGCCCUGCCACACAUUCUCAAGAACCUGACGAGCGGUGGAGUGGUGGUGUUGAGUCAGGACUUCACCAUCGCCAAGAAGAGCCUCUUCCGGUCUUACUCGGGCUGAGCGCGCCAACCACCAUUGUUUCCCAAUCAGGAGGGCGACGCGCAGACGUAUCAUCUCGAGAGAAACAAGACUGAACCGUCCGUCAUUUCCACAGCAAUUUUUGUUAUUCUAUUUCAAGUUCCCACGAGAUUUCUGUCCUCGGCACGUAUUGUCUGCAUUGGGAUCAGUGUGUGAGCUUGAACGGUGCUGUGUACCUGAAUGUUUGUGUCACAACAUUGUAUUCUGAUUUGAAAAGCCGAGAACAGAUUUGUUUAUGUUCCUAAAUAUCUCUCAGGACUGUCUUUCAUGCUAUUGUACCUGAAUCGUCAUUCAUCAUUCGCACAUAAUGUCAUUUUUGAGAGAUUUUAUAUUCUAUUUUUUCUCUAUUUCCUUCAUUACAUACUUUUCUUUUUGUAGAACUUAAGUUUCUUGACGGCUACUGUAUUUUAUGCAUUUUGUUCACAGAUUCUGCACAUUGCAGUC